AUGAGCUGCUGUGGCUGUUCAGGAGGCUGUGGCUCCAGCUGUGGGGGCUGUGGCUCAGGCUGUGGGGGCUGUGGCUCCAGCUGUUGCAAACCUGUGUGUUGCUGCAAGCCUGUGUGCUGCUGUGUGCCUGUCUGUUCCUGCUCCAGCUGUGGAGGCUGCAAGGGAGGCUGUGGCUCCUGUGGAGGCUGCAAGGGAGGCUGUGGCUCCUGUGGAGGCUGCAAAGGAGGCUGUGGCUCCUGUGGAGGCUGCAAAGGAGGCUGUGGCUCCUGUGGAGGCUGUGGCUCCUGUGGAGGCUGCAAGGGAGGCUGUGGCUCCUGUGGAGGCUGUGGCUCCUGUGGAGGUUGCAAGGGAGGCUGUGGUUCCUGUGGGGGCUGUGGCUCCUGUGGAGGCUGCAAGGGAGGCUGUGGCUCCUGUGGAGGCUGUAGCUCCUGUGGAGGCUGUGGCUCCUGUGGAGGCUGCAAGGGAGGCUGUGGUUCCUGUGGAGGCUGUGGCUCCUGUGGAGGCUGCAAGGGAGGCUGUGGCUCCUGUGGAGGCUGUGGCUCCUGUGGAGGCUGUGGCUCCUGUGGGGGUUGUGGCUCUUGUGGAAGCUGCAAGGGAGGCUGUGGCUCCUGUGGAAGCUGCAAGGGAGGCUGUGGCUCAUGUGGGUCUUGUGGCUCCUGUGGGGGCUGCAAGGGAGGCUGUGGUUCCUGUGGGGGCUGUGGCUCCUGUGGGGGCUGCCAAGGAGGCUGUGGCUCCAGCUGUGGGGGCUGUGGCUCCAGCUGUGGGGGCUGUGGCUCCAGCUGUGGAGGCUGUGGCUCCAGCUGCUGCUGCAAGCCUGUCUGUGGGGGCUGCAAGGGAGGCUGUGGCUCCUGUGGGGGCUGCAAGGGAGGCUGUGGCUCCUGUGGGGGGUGCAAGGGAGGCUGUGGCUCCUGUGGGGGCUGCAAGGGAGGCUGUGGCUCCUGUGGGAGCUGUGGCUCCUGUGGGGGCUGUAAAUCCAGCUGCUGUCAAUCCAGCUGCUGCAAGCCCUGCUGCUGCCAGUCUAGCUGUUGUAAGCCUUGCUGCUGCGGGUCUUCCUGCUGCCAGUCCAGCUGCUGCAAGCCCUGCUGCUGUCAGUCCAGCUGCUGCAAGCCUUGUUGCUUCUCCAAGACUCUGACCUCCUUGCACCUGGCCUCACCUGGAGGUUACAUCAUGUCCACAGAGAUGGUGCUCCCAUCCGACCUCUCAGACUUUCUGAGUCAGACUCUGCUGUGUCUGACACAGCAGACAUCCUUGACGGUUGGAAGGCUUGAUGCAGAUGGCUGUGUAGGAGCCCUGCCUUCACACAACAGAGGCCUCAGUGGGCACAUCUGA
Messenger RNA from Arvicanthis niloticus (Nile rat), 1329 nucleotides. The record is from RefSeq and is a predicted model, not a curated record. NCBI's taxonomy places the organism in Eukaryota, Metazoa, Chordata, Mammalia, Rodentia, Muridae.